UAUUGUGCUCUAGCACCAACGGUCUUAGCUGGUCAAAUUGAUCCCCUUCUUUUUGAAGCUCUAUAUGCUUCCCGGCAUGCAGUUUUUUUCUGUGCAAGGAUUCCACAAAUUUGGGAAAAUUUUAAAAACAAAAGUACAGGAGAGCUUAGCUUUAUAACUUCGUUCAUGAAUUUUGGUGGUUCCAUGGUGAGAGUUUUUACAAGCCUCCGGGAAAAGGCACCAACGAGCGACUUAAACGAACUUGUGGUGUUAAUGCUUUCGAUGAAGAGUUCAUCAUUAAGUAGUGCCUUAGUGAUGACCGCAGAGAUGGUUCAUUUUCUGGGGGCAUUGUUUUUUUCUGCAAUGGGUUACUUGCUGAAAGAAGCUCUGAAGACUCUUUGUGGGGAUGUUACUACGAAACCAUCAUGUUCAGGGCUAUCAGGAGAUCUAAAUCCAGAGAACUCAUUUCAUGAUUACAGUCCUUCUUGGGUUUCAUCUGAAACUUGUAAUUUACAGUCGAGUGUUCGAGCAAGGGAUAAGGUUCAUUUGUUUGUAAACAAGAUGAUGAUUGACAAUCAAGUUCAUGUUGUGGGAGAAGGUAUAUGGGAAGAGCCAAAGUAUAUUGCUACUAUCACUGUAAGAAAAAGGAGAGAGGAUGAAGAGGAUUGUUCUAGUGUAGCUGCAGGCUAUUCAUGUUAUUAUGAUAACUUCUUGGGUGUUAAGGAGCAAGUU
Striga asiatica is the source of this 711-nucleotide messenger RNA. NCBI's taxonomy places the organism in Eukaryota, Viridiplantae, Streptophyta, Magnoliopsida, Lamiales, Orobanchaceae. The record is from the annotation of a GenBank genome assembly.